Messenger RNA from Staurois parvus, 1407 nucleotides. Lineage: Eukaryota; Metazoa; Chordata; Amphibia; Anura; Ranidae. The record is from the annotation of a GenBank genome assembly.
AUGAAUAGGCUCUCUCAUAGCAGACACUUCUCAGUCUCAAACAGAAGCGGCUUUCACAGUUCCGGAUCAACACUUCCCACCAAUAAUCAUACUUUAAUGGGUUUGACACGAUCUUUAAGUCAUGGAAGUUUGGAAGCCAUGAAUCUUGUGGAAGAGGCCGUUCGUCAUCUCUGUGAAAGUGCUGAGACACAAUCUGUCACUAAGAAUUUCUUUCAGGCAUCGUGGCUUGAACUUUGUUUUUUAAAAGGUCAAUCAGAGGCGUUCUCAAAUGCUUCCUUGGGGUACACUACUUUAGUGACUGCAGAAAAUUAUGCUUUGGUCAAAAACUUAGAGGACAAAUCUUUGAAAGUCCUUCUUGUGGAUGGAGACGUGACUGAGAAUUAUCGGCAUGUAGGUUUCAACAAGGCAACAAAUGUGAGGUCAAUAGCUGAGUUUAAAAGUAGUGAGAAAAGUGAACGUGAUCACUCCUGGAUAAAUACUGUAUGUAAGAAAAUUAUUUAUGCUGGUAUUGAUUUAAUUUUAGUAAGAGGUGAUGUGUGUCAACAGUUUAUGAUACAGUGCAGUUGUAGGGGUGUUCUAGUUAUCCCUCAUGUACAACAAAAUGUCCUGCUGGCAUUUAGUGAAUGCACGGGGGCAGAAUCUGUGACAUACCUAGCACAGAUCAAUAGCAACAGCAUAGGCUGCAAUGUGAAUAUAAGUAUAUGCAUGCGGGGAAGUUCCAUUUUAGAAUCUGGUCAGGAGAUUGCUGUUAAUGUCAAGGCAAAAGGUUUGAAUUUUGUCACAGUUGUUUUAAGUUGCAGUUGGUCAGCAAAAGAGGAAUUACUGGAAGAUGAGUUUUGGGCCUGCACUUAUAGAUUACACCAUGCCCUUUAUGACCAAAAAGUAUUUCCUGGUGGAGGUGCGGUUGAACUGUUGUGCCUCAACCAUCUUAGAAAACUUGAGGAAAUGGCUGGAACGUUCAGUUUGGACAGUAAAGGAUCUUAUCCCUCAUCAUGGCUUUCUACUACUGCCAUACAUUACAAAGGUUAUAUAUAUAAGUGCCUUGCUGAUGGUUUCUUUAAAUAUAUUUCUGUUCUUCUCUGUAACAUGGACAAAUGCUCUUCAGAGCUGGAAGCAAUGACAUUUAUAAAUAAUGAACUAAAGAUCAUUAGAGAUUUUUCUUCUCCCUCUUCAUAUAUUGUAAACGAGUAUGUCAGAAACCUUGUUUUAGUUGAUAGUCAAGAAUUUCCCUCAUCACAUAGACCCAGAGUGUAUGAUAAUGUGGUCCCAAAGCUGGAAGCAUGGCGUAGAGCCCUAAAUUUGGUUCUGAUUGUUCUUCAGUCGGAUGCAGAGAUCAUCACAGGGUCAGCUGCACAGAAGCAGACCGUAAAAGGGAACUUUAUAACUGGAGAGCAUCUUGUUCUGUAA